GAAAACGAAAUCAUAUUAGAUAAUUACUUUUUUUUGGAAAAAGAUUGUGGUGAUAGUAUUAUUAAUAGAUAGUAAAUAAUAAUUAAACAGAAAUGUAAAAAAUUCGCACAGUAUUGUCAAGCAAGAAUUAUGCAGAAAAAAUGAUGAGUAAUAAUGAUUGAAUCAAUGUGAGUGACACAAAUCAAAAGCUUGAUAUAUGCGUUUUGAGAUUCUUUAUAGUGAAUCAAAUCAAUUUCUUGUAUGAAUAAAAUAAAAAUGAAUGAUUAUAAAAGUAUAUUGUAUUGUAGCAGUCUGCUCGAAACGUCAUUAUUUUUUAGUGUGCAAAGUGAAGAUUAAUCAAAGUGAAAAAAUCGAUUUCUGUAAAGUUCAAUUGCAAAAAGUUUAUAAAAAACAAGUUUACAAAAAAAAGAAAAUAUUAUGAUAGCAACUUGUUUGAAACAAAACAAUUGAAAUCGUAUCGUAAGAAACGAAAAAUGCAAAAAAUAUAAAAAAGAUCUAUCAUUAAAGAAAAGCACGAAAUAUGUUCGAGAACACUAUGCAAAAUGAUGAAUACAUGAAAUCAUGAUUAGACGUCAAUGACGUCAAGCAAAAAUUAUAGAACUGUGUAAACUGUAAGAAUUCAUGUGUUUGUAGUGAGUUUAACAAUGAAGCAAGUUUAAUAUUUAAUGUGUUAGUUAUAUUAAUGGCAAAUUAAUCAUAAUAUACAAUAACAUUAAUAUCUGUUAUAAUAGCAUUGAUAUUGAGAAGAAUUGUAUAGUGGUUUCGGUAUCAGUGUUGCCGAAUAAAGAGUGGGAAACUAAAGGAGAAUCCGUGUGGAAUUUUUAUGACUUACCAUUAUACAUAGUCAAUUAUAUUUUUUAUGCGUUAUACAGGCAAUGACUAACUACUUGCCGUUAAAUGUAUUAGUGAAAGAUAUCGUCAAACUUAUUUGCGUUAGUGUUAUCUACGUCAGCACCGGUUGCUUAGGAUUUGCAUAGCAAACAGAUUGACGUGUUAAUAAGUAGAUAAAAGAGAAGUUGUGACUCUGUGUCUUAUCACAUACCAGAGAGAAAAAGAUGAAGCGUGUAAGUCUUUUUUUAUUACUUCUGCAAAAAAGAAAAAGAAUAGAGCAAAAGAUGUAGACAACAAAGCAAAUGUACAGCUUAAAAUAAAGAAGUGACUUCGGCUAAACGCCCCAGAGAAACAAACAAAUGAAGAAUCGAAGAGAUUCUCUUUUCAAUUUUUUCAAGGAAAUUAUUAUUGUGCUCUUAUGACAUGUUUCUAUAAUAAAUCUGACAGUGUCAUGCUCAUGAUUGUAUAACACGAAAAGAGAAAUUUACAUUGUAGCGAUGACAGAUUCACAGUUGACAAAUAAUAAUAAUAACAACAAUAAUAAUAAAAAUAACAACAACAAUAACGAUGGUGAAAAUUAUCUGCAUAAAAAAUUCAAAAAAAUCGCAACAACCGAAGUUACAACAAUAGAACCGAAGAAGAAUAUUGUAGUCAACAACAGUUUUUCAGAGCCAACUAAAAGAAAGGAUUCAAAAAAGGACUCCAGAGAAUCGUCGAAAGACUCAAUCGAGAUCUCCCUGGAAUCAACGGAAGGAGAAUCAAUUGUAUCGAGAAAAAACGAUUAUGUAUCUUAUUGCAGACUAUCGUAUGCAAAAUCAAGUGUUCUACAAAAACACAUCAGAGCUCACAAUGAGAGACCGUAUCUUUGUGUGCCUUGCGGAUUCGCGUUCAAGACUAAGUCAAAUUUCUACAAGCAUUGCAGAUCUCGCACUCAUGUCCUCAAAAUGGAGAGUGGUGAUGCCAAGAUAUCGGAGGAUUCAGACGUAAAUUUGUCCGAUAGGAGUAAUGGUACCAGCACACCACCAUCCCCUUUAUCUUCUACAAUGACAAACUUAAGAACUAUUAAAACUGGAAAAAUUUACAAGCCAAAAUUUCACACAGUAUUACAAUGCGCCAAUAAUAAGAUUGAAAAAUCUUUCCUCUCCUUCACUUUUACAAAUAGUUCUUCCUCGAUGACAGUUAUUGUUGUGCCAAAACCAAAUCUGGAGUACCAAGUAGAAGAGCACAUCGAUAAGAUUAUCACGAAUAAUCAUGUAUUGAUCGAUACAAUGGAUCCACGAUUAUACAAAUUGAUCCAAAGACAACAAAGUCUCGUGGAAACGAAGCAAUUCAUCGAUCAACCGUUGAAUCUUUCUUUUGCAAAAGAAUUUUUGAGGAGAUGUUAUAGCGAGAGCUUCGUUCAACAAUGCAAAGUUUGUCUUAACAAAUCAAAACGUGGUUCUAUAAUCAAAAAUCUUUUAUUGAAAAAUCAAAAUUCGUGUCGAAAAAGUAAAACUAAAAAUGGAAAUUAUUAUUUUGUACCGCAUUCGAACACCAAUAUUCUCAAUAUUCAUCGUAGAUAUUAUUGGAAUGGUAGUUCUCGAAGAAAAUAUCAAUUGGAAAUCGAGAAAAGAGAAUCCAAUUUAAAUUCAAAGUCUUCCGAUUAUUACAGCAAUUUAAUGUCUUUCCCCUCUUGUGAUUCUCUUUUAGACAAUACGAGAUUAAUUGACACGUAUAUAUCGCCUAUGAAAAAGCACAGAUUAGAAUUCGUACAGACUGCAUUACAAUCUCUCGAAGAGCUGGGCAAAUGUCCACGGAUAAAUUCAUUGCAAAUGUUCGGCGGAGAAAACAGAAUAUUGAACAAUACUGGUGAAAGUAAGACGAUAACAUUCGAAUCACAAUCAAUAAAUUCUCGAAAAAAUGAAGAGAUCGUGAGUAACAAAUGCAUUACUUCCGAGACUUCUUCGGUAGUGAUCAGAUCAGAUCUCCAUUCAGGUGGCACGAUGGUAUAUAAACCACUAGUUUCCACUUCGAGUUCCUUCAUAUCUUUGCCAAAUGUGACGAAAAUAUUGAGUCCUAUCAUACCAAAUAUAUCAACUCCGAGUAUACUAAGUACAACUUCUGUAAAUUUAACCAAAACAGAAAAAUCUGAAAUGAAACUGAUAGAAAACAGCGAUGUAUCUUCUAAAGAAAAAAUCAAGCCAAACAAAUUUUUGAGGCACAUUUCGUUAUCGUUAAAACCGGGCACGUUCACGACCAAGAAAUAUCACGAAAUCACUCCUACGGGAAACAUGCUUCCGCUUAUAAGUCCGGAAACUCCACGAUCGAAAAAAUCUUAUAGACAGCUUUACCUCAACAGACAUGCUUAUACAUAUUUUGGCCUGAAAUGCUCGACCAGAGUGUUCUAUUGCACUCUGAACAAACCGCAGCCAAUGUACGUCACACAGCAACAUGGUUUAUCCAUGUACUCGAAUUGGAAAAUAUGUAAAGAAGCACCAUCAGACAUUGACAUGGCGCAUUACGAUUCGAAACAUAGACCGGUUAAUUAUACAAUUGCAUGGAAAAAGCAGGAGGAUAUUUUAACACAUUCCUCGCACAGAUUUACCACGCCAUUUAAUUCGGACAGCGGUUUGGAUAGCGAUAUGCAAAAAAAAGCAAGAAGAAUCAAAAUGCUCGACGAAGAUUUGGAAAGCAAUAAAAACAAUAUGUAUGGUAAAGAAAAACAAUUAAGUUAUUCUGCUUUUAUAACUGAAGAUGGAAGAAAUGGAAGAUUUUGCGGAAUUUGUAAUAAGAUGUUUGGCAAACCUAGUCAGUUACAAUUGUAUAUCAACAUUCGUUACUUCAAGAAACUAUUUAGAUGUGAAAGUUACGCUAUCUCUUUUCGAACUAAAAAUUAUUUGAUUAAAUAUGAAAAAUCUGUUUCUCACCAUAAUAAGAUUAAUAUGACUUCUACAUUUGGAGUUGCAACUACCAGCAAUACUGGACCAUUCAAAUGUAUUGAUUGUAAAAUAAUAUUCAAAAUAUGUGGUCACUUCGCAAAUUAUUUUUGUAACAAAAUGCAUAUUAUGAAGUUAGAAUGUUUAAGAAAACUACCAUUUAGAAUCUAUGUUAAAAUAGAAAAAUAUGGCAUCAAUCAGAAUAAUAUUGAUACUACUGACUGUGAUAAUAAUCUUAUUAAUUUUCAAAUGCUGAUUGAAUUUUUUGAAAAAGAUAUUAAAAGAAGUCAAUGGAAUUUUGAAAUAAUUCCAAAUCAAAUGAUAAAAAAUCAGCAAGAAAAUGCAAUAUAGAACAAAGCAGAUAUUCUAAUUCAUUAAUAAUAAAAAAUAAAAAUUUUUGUUCUUAUAUGUUAUUUGUUAUAAAAUUCCAAUUACUCUUCUUAUUGUUG
Molecule: messenger RNA, 4195 nt
Organism: Apis florea (little honeybee)
Lineage: Eukaryota; Metazoa; Arthropoda; Insecta; Hymenoptera; Apidae
Biological process (GO): regulation of transcription by RNA polymerase II
Cellular component (GO): nucleus
Molecular function (GO): DNA-binding transcription factor activity, RNA polymerase II-specific; RNA polymerase II cis-regulatory region sequence-specific DNA binding
Source: RefSeq, a predicted model, not a curated record